AUGGCCUUGCCGAGGUUAAGGGUGAAUGCCAACUCAGAGGAAAAGCUGGUUCAUCCGAACCACAUGGUCUAUCAGAAAAUCGAAGCGCUAGUGAAUCACAUGCUUGAUGCGGAAUCUGGUGUUCCUAUAAAGACCGUAAAAAGUUUUCUUUCUAAGGUGCCAUCAGUAUUCACUGGUCAAGAUCUCAUUGCAUGGAUUAUGAAAAGUCUGGAUAUAUCGGAUCUAUCGGAUGCCCUGCAUCUAGCUCAUCUUAUUGCUUCACAUGGAUACCUUUUUCAAAUUGAUGACCAUGUUCUAACGGUAAAAAAUGACGGCACUUUUUACCGAUUCCAAACCCCGUAUUUCUGGCCGUCGAAUUGUUGGGAACCAGAAAACACCGACUACGCUGUCUAUUUAUGCAAACGUACGAUGCAAAACAAGGCUCAUCUCGAGUUGGAAGACUUUGAGGCCGAAAACUUGGCUAAAUUGCAGAAGAUGUUUAGUAGGAAAUGGGAGUUUGUAUUUAUGCAGGCCGAAGCUCAGUACAAGGUAGACAAAAAAAGGGAUCGGUUAGAGCGUCAAAUUCUGGACAGUCAAGAACGAGCGUUUUGGGAUGUGCACCGACCCGUUCCGGGGUGUGUCAACACCACUGAGGUCGAUUUUCGGAAGUUGUCUCGAUCGGGUCGUCCGAAGUAUAGCAGUGGAGGCCACGCAGUACUGAAUAGCACUGCUUCACCUGUGUGUAGUCCUUACUCAACCAGUGCUGCAGCUGCGCAUGCGAGUCUACCUUCGACUUCGAAUGGAGCACCGGCAACAACCCACGCGAGUAAUCCAUCUACUAGUGGAGGUUCAUUCAGGAGCAAUUACUAUGCGAGACCAGGGUUAAGAAGGUGCACACAAGUGCAAGAUACUUUGAAACUUGAGAUUAACCAACUCAAUAGUCGAUUGUCGAAGAAUGUGUUACGGACGUCCAAAGUUGUUGAAAAUUACUUGGCGUAUCACGAGCAUCGCAGAGUAUUUGAUCCAUUCCUUACACCAUUGGGCUCAGUCUCCGACCCGUUUCAAAGCCAACCGAAUCCUUGGAUCAAUGAUACUGUUGAUUUCUGGCAACAUGACAAAAUAACUGGUGAUAUUUCUACUCGUCGUCUUAAACUUUGGGAAGAAUGCUUCGAGGAACUUUUGGCCGACCAACUAGGAAGGGAAACUUUGCAGAAAUUUCUCGAUAAGGAGUACUCUGGCGAAAAUCUUCGUUUCUGGUGGGAAGUGAGUUGUACGUUCAGAAAAUUUAUUACAACUGUCAGAGAAAUUGAAGGUUCAAAAAUUGCGAAAGUGAUGGAAAUAACGGAGGAAAAUCUCAAGAAUCCAAAUCGAUGGAGUUUUGAUGAAGCAGCGGAUCACAUAUUUUGUUUAAUGAAAAACGACAGCUAUCAACGUUUUCUUCGCUCUGACAUUUACAAAGAUCUCCUUAUUCAAUCAAAGAAAAAGGUACGUUCUGUUCUUGACAUUUCAUUCAACACACCCAUUUCGCAUGUUUGCUAG
Angiostrongylus costaricensis is the source of this 1518-nucleotide messenger RNA. Lineage: Eukaryota; Metazoa; Nematoda; Chromadorea; Rhabditida; Metastrongylidae. The record is from the annotation of a GenBank genome assembly.